AUGUUGGUUCAUCCAGAUAAAGCUACUAUUAUAACGCAGGCUGCAUGUGUUCUUCAUAAUAUAAUUAUGGAUAAAGAAAGUACUUUAGCUGAUAUUCAUAAUGAAAUAAAAAAUACUACUUUGCAAGCAUACCAAGAUGAUAUCGACCAACCUACAAAUCGUAGACCAACACGAGAAGCUAUCGAGAUUCGUGACAAAUUCAUGAUAUAUUUCAAUUCAAAAGCAGGAUCUGUUCCAUGGCAAAAUACAUAUAUUGUUUAA
Molecule: messenger RNA, 261 nt
Organism: Cinara cedri
Lineage: Eukaryota; Metazoa; Arthropoda; Insecta; Hemiptera; Aphididae
Source: the annotation of a GenBank genome assembly